Molecule: messenger RNA, 2775 nt
Organism: Venturia canescens
Lineage: Eukaryota; Metazoa; Arthropoda; Insecta; Hymenoptera; Ichneumonidae
Gene: Nadsyn
Product: NAD synthetase
Exons: 12
Coding region: 336-2579 (747 amino acids)
Biological process (GO): NAD+ biosynthetic process
Cellular component (GO): cytoplasm
Molecular function (GO): ATP binding; NAD+ synthase (glutamine-hydrolyzing) activity; glutaminase activity
Source: RefSeq, a predicted model, not a curated record
AGUAUUUACACUUCGAUGCUUGUGCGCCCGUAUUCGUGUCUUUUCAUAUGAAUAUAGUUGUAUCAUUGAUUUGUGUCACUGUGUUGAUUAGAUCUUUUGUCGGUAAAAAGUUCAUUACACCGGUUUAUGUUUCGUCUUAUUUUAUCCGUUAUUUUUUCAUAAUAUUCAAUGAUUAUUCGUGUUCAUGCGUAAUAAAAACGAACAACGGAAUCGUUGCCGGUUUGUAAAAAGAACGUGGCGUCUCAAUUGUCAAGUUUUGUAAUCGAGUUUAUUAACGUACGAGUCGGUAUCGCUCGUCAUCCAUAAAACAAGAACGAUCAUCUCUUUACACAAACAUGAAUCGUACAGUAACCGUCGCCGUUUGUACCCUCAAUCAAUGGGCUAUGGACUUUGAUGGAAAUUACAAAAGGAUACUGCAGAGUAUUCAAGAAGCGAAAGCAGCUGGUGCCACUUUCCGCAGCGGACCAGAACUUGAAAUUUGUGGUUACACUUGCGAGGAUCAUUUUCACGAAAGUGACACGAUUCUUCACAGUUGGGAAGUCCUGGCAGCUUUGUUGCGAAGUUCGAUAUGCGAGGAUAUUCUGAUCGACGUCGGAAUGCCAGUUAUGCACAAAAAUGUUGUUUACAAUUGUCGGGUCGUGUUUUUGAAUCGACGGAUAUUGUUGAUAAGGCCAAAACUACAAAUGUGCGAUACAGGACCGUACCGAGAAAGUCGCUGGUUCUCCGCUUGGGUCAAAGAACGCACGGUCGAAGAUCAUUUUUUGCCAAGGAUCAUAGGCCAGAUAACCGGACAGACGAUCGUUCCGUUUGGCGAUGCUGUUAUUUCGACGCGAGACACGUGCCUUGGAUUCGAGAUGUGCGAAGAACUUUGGUCCGGCUCAAAUACUCACGUACCUUUAUCCCUCGAUGGUGUAGAAAUAAUUUCUAACGCAAGUGGUUCUAUAUUUUCAUUACGGAAGGCUUAUAGAAUCGUCGAUCUAGUGAAAUCAGCGACUUUUCGAUGCGGAGGUUGUUACAUGUACAGUAAUUUUCGUGGGUGCGACGGCGGCAUGGUAUUUUUCAACGGAUCAUCGUGUGUCUCGGUAAACGGAAGGAUCAUAAGUCGUGGGAAACAGUUUUCCCUUGAGGAAGUGGAGGUUACGACAGCGACUUUUGAUCUGGAGGAAAUCAGAUGUGCAAGAAACUUGAUAAAAUCUCGAUGUACGAUAGCCGCCAAAGCGCAGCCUUAUCCAAGAGUAAAAGUUGAUUUUGCUCUCACCUCAGAUGUUCUGAGUGCCCCGGAUCAACCAAUCGACUGCGAUUAUGCCGUUGAUCCAGAUUGCUGUUCAUCGUUGACCAGUUCUUUGUAUCACACCGCUGAAGAAGAAAUGGCAAUGGCACCUGCCUGUUGGCUUUGGGAUUAUCUUAGACGUUCGUGCCAAGGUGGUUUCUUUCUACCUCUCAGCGGUGGCGUGGAUUCUUCUUCGACCGCUUGCAUGGUUUAUUCCAUGUGUACAAUCGUCGUAGACGCGGUGAAGGCUGGAGAUGCUCAAGCGUUGAUGGACGUUCAAAAGAUCGUUGGAAAUCCCGAGUACGUACCAAACGAUCCCAAAGAACUGUGCAAUACUCUCCUCGUCACAUGUUACAUGGCUACCGAAAAUUCUUCUUCAGAGACUAAAUCGAGAGCUGCGGAAUUCGCGAGCCAGAUCGGCUCGUAUCAUCUCAGCAUUGUCAUCGAUACUGCAAUCUCAGCGAUUCUUGGAAUUUUCAAACAAAUCUCGUCUAUGGCCCCAAGAUUCAAAGCCCACGGUGGAUCACCACGCGAAAAUUUAGCUUUGCAGAAUGUUCAGGCUCGUCUUCGAAUGGUCAUCUCGUAUCUUUUCGCUCAAUUGCUGCUAUGGGUUCGAGGUCGUCCCGGAGGACUUCUCGUUCUGGGUAGCAGCAACGUAGAUGAGGCGUUAAGAGGUUAUUUUACGAAAUACGACUGUAGCAGUGCCGACGUAAACCCAAUCGGUGGUAUAGCGAAGGAUGAUCUAAAGAAAUUCCUCAAUUACUUCAGCGUCAAACACGGUAUAACUUCAUUAAAAAAGAUUCUCGAAGCACCUCCAACCGCUGAGCUCGAGCCGCUGCAGGGUGGACAAUUGGCUCAGCUCGACGAAGUCGACAUGGGGAUGACUUACAAAGAACUCGGAGUUUACGGCAAAUUGAGGAAGAUUCAGUGCGCCGGACCUUACUCCAUGUUUUGCAAACUCGUCAGUACUUGGGAUUGUACACCUCAGGAAGUAGCUGAUAAGGUGAAACACUUUUAUCGUUGUUACGCGAUAAAUCGUCACAAAAUGACAGUUGCGACACCAUCUUGCUACAUGGAAAAUUACACUCCGGAAGACAAGAGGCACGAUCAUCGUCCGUUCCUCUACAAUCACACGUGGAAAUGGCAAUUCAACGCAAUCGAUGAAAGCCUGAAACGUCUGGCCGAUGGAAAAUUGUCUUCACCAAAUCGGAAGAAAGCACCGGAAGUUCCAUUGAAACCAAAAUUCGGUCGACAGAUGCCAUUUAGUUCUGUUAUCAGUAAUAAAACCCAUCCGGGCGUAGUUGUUUAGCCGAUUACAUUUAAUUAACAAGAUCUGUCAAGUGAACAAUAUAUUCCGUAAGUUCCAACCACACACCUACUGUUUUCCUCGUUUUUGGCGUGCGAUCGACCGUUUCCGAUAGCAUUGACAGAAGUUUGUUUCCGUCGUAUUUUAUAAUUGUACGCAACGGUCGAAUAAACACUACAUAAAGUGCCUUUAAAACUCA